AUGAGAAUGCAGCGGAGCAAAGGGACAGCAACAUGCUCACACCUACCCGGCUCUGAUUACGAAUUGUCGAUGGAUCUCAAAAAUAAGCAGAUUGAAAUGCUGGAACACAAAUAUGGAGGCCAUUUGGUAUCUCGCCGGGCUGCCUGCACCAUCCAGACAGCUUUCCGUCAAUACCAACUCAGCAAGAACUUUGAAAAGAUUCGGAAUUCCUUGCUGGAAAGCCGCAUGCCCAGGCGCAUUUCUCUGCGGAAGGUCAGGUUACAGAAUGCCGAGAGUUUAAUGGAAGGGUAUAACUUUGCAGGAAUUCCUUUGGUGCGGUCGCCAUCCUUACCUGCAAGUAUCAGUGGUGCUCUGACUGAGCUUGAGGACUCCUUCACAGAGCAGGUUAAGUCACUGGCAAAGUCAAUCGAUGAUGCUCUCAGCUCCUGGAGCUUGAAGACAAUGUGUUCAUUGCAAGAUGGCAGUAGUUAUCAAUUCACAGAGACUUUCAGCAGUGCAUCAAUGCAGGAUGGAGCAGGAGGUGAGAUGGGGAAAACAGGGCAAGAAAGCAGUGAUAACAAACUGGAAGAUGGCCUUGCAAGAAGUGGAAGUACACUUAUGAUGGCCUUCAGGGAUGUCACCUUCCACAUUGAGAACAAAAACAUGUCAGUUUCUUCACUGCUGGAAUCUGCAUCGGUUGCCAUGACAAACUGUGAGAAUGCUCCUUCAGAACCUGAGCAGAAUGCUGUGGUUGCAAAAGGUGAUCAGGGUCCAGAGGAAGAGGAGAACAAAGGCUCCCAGAAUUCUUCUUCAGAACAGGAACAGAUGAUCAUUCAAAGCAGAGAGUUGGUGGGGCAGGAGCAUAGGCAGAUGGCAAUGCAGAAGAUCCAAAUCGAUCAAAACAAUGGGAUCAUGCAGGAGCAUCAGUUGGAAUCCAUUCGCUUGGACAAUGCAGAGCAACUCAGCAGCAGUAGUACAACAUCCAUCUCGGCUAAGUCUCCAUCAGAAGUCUCUUCAAAAGAAGCGCUGCAUGCUAUGAUAUUGAGCAUGCCCAGGUACCACUGUGAGAACCCAAGCAGCUGCAAGUCACCAACACUUUCUACUGACAUCAUCCGCAAACGACUCUACCGUAUCGGCCUCAAUCUUUUCAAUGUAAAUCCUGACAAAGGGAUUCAGUUCCUGAUUGCCCGUGGAUUCAUCCCUGACACGGCGAUUGGAGUUGCCCAUUUUCUGCUGCAGCGGAAAGGACUGAGCCGCCAGAUGAUUGGGGAGUUUCUUGGCAACAGCAAAAAGCAAUUCAACAGAGAUGUUUUGGAUUGUGUUGUUGAUGAGAUGGAUUUUUCUAACAUGGAAUUAGAUGAAGCUCUGCGCAAGUUCCAGGCUCAUAUUCGAGUGCAGGGAGAGGCACAGAAGGUCGAGCGACUCAUUGAAGCAUUUAGUCAACGUUAUUGCAUGUGCAACCCAGACGUGGUUCAACAGUUCCACAAUCCAGAUACCAUCUUCAUCUUGGCUUUUGCUAUCAUUUUGCUUAACACAGACAUGUACAGCCCCAACAUUAAACCCGAUCGAAAAAUGAUGCUGGAAGACUUCAUCCGUAACUUGCGAGGUGUGGAUGAUGGAGUGGACAUUCCUCGUGAGAUGGUUGUUGGUAUUUACGAACGAAUUCAACAGAAAGAAUUAAAGUCCAAUGAAGAUCAUGUGACAUAUGUAACCAAGGUAGAAAAAUCAAUCGUGGGGAUGAAAGCAGCCCUCUCUGUCCCCCACCGGCGGUUGGUUUGUUGUAGCCGACUCUUUGAAGUCAUGGACAUCAACAAAGUGCAGAAGCAGGCAGCUCAUCAGCGAGAAGUCUUUCUGUUUAAUGACCUUGUGGUGAUACUUAAACUGUGUGCAAAAAAGAAAAGCUCUGCUACAUAUACAUUCUACAAGUCUGUUGGCCUUCUGGGAAUGCAAAUUCAUCUGUUUGAGACUGAGUUUUACCCUCAUGGGAUCACCCUCGUAUCAUCUGUUUCUGGCUCUGAGAAGAAGCAGGCACUGAGUUUCUGUGCACAGAAUUCAGAGGAGCUUCAGAAGUUUGUGGAGGAGCUGAAAGAGUCAAUAGCAGAGGUGACAGAGAUGGAGCAAAUUCGAAUUGAUUGGGAGCUGGAAAAACAACAGGGGGCAAAAACCCAUUCUGCAAAGAAUAAUGGAGCUCAGCUGGACAUUCGAACCAAACCAAGAUCUCCAUCAGGCAAAAAAGAGUCUGGAGAAAACAAGACCACAAACAACGCUGUGGAGGUGUCAAUUCACAACAGGCUUCAAGCCUACCAGCACAGUUCAGUGGGGAACCAGGAGUGCGCAGUCCAGCAAAGCACCCUCCUUAACAUCAAGCAAGAAAACUCAGCAGUAACAGGAACUGUGGAUCAUCUCCCUGAAACACUACUCCAGUGCCAACAGAUUGUGAACGUCAUAGUACUCCCUGUAAAACCGGACAAAGUGGACACCCCUCAGAAUGAAACGCCUAUUCACCAAACGGGAUUAGACACCAACUCCACUAGCUCCACACCUCGCAAAUUAAAAGAAGACAGGCUACAAGGAACACCUGUAAAAACCACUCACCAGCCACCUCUGCCUCCUCCACCUCCACCCUACAACCACCCUCACCAGUAUUGUCCUCCCAACCCUUUUGUACGCAGACGUAGAUAUUCCAGUGGAUCACGAAGCUUAGUGUAG
Molecule: messenger RNA, 2688 nt
Organism: Carcharodon carcharias (great white shark)
Lineage: Eukaryota; Metazoa; Chordata; Chondrichthyes; Lamniformes; Lamnidae
Product: IQ motif and SEC7 domain-containing protein 3-like
Exons: 13
Coding region: 1-2688 (895 amino acids)
Biological process (GO): regulation of ARF protein signal transduction; actin cytoskeleton organization
Molecular function (GO): guanyl-nucleotide exchange factor activity; protein binding
Source: RefSeq, a predicted model, not a curated record